AUACCUCAUUACUUGGGAAGGAUGUCGUCUUCGAAUCUUUUAAUUCUAACCCAACCUCUGUUGAAAUGUAACACUGCGAUGCAAUUGUGUCCGGCCUUAUUUGUAGAAAUAACCGUUUUAAGUGAUAGGGCAGACUUGUCAAUAGCAGUAAGUUGCUCUCUGAACUAUCUACUAUCUUGUGUCAAAAUCCACUUGGUCAUCUUUGCAGUUGGUGGCACUCCUCUCGGGCUGUAUAAGAUUGGCGGAUCAAACCUCCCUGUGGUGGUAAUAGUCCUUCUCAUCUCAACCGGUUUGGCCAUUACAAUUUUCGUGACAUCAAGGUGGGACCGAGCACCGUUGCCAUACCACCGGCCCUUCUUCUCCACCUUGGGAUUCCUCACCUCAAUUGUGUGGAUCUACGCCAUCGCCCACGAACUGGUCAACUCAUUGGAAGCCCUCGGAAUUGUUUGGGGAAUUAGUGAAGCCAUCCUGGGUAUCACCGUCAUGGCAUUUGCUAGUUCCAUAAGUGACCUGAUGUCCAAUUCCUUACUGGCUCACAACGGAUAUCCUCGAAUCGCCUAUGCUGCCUGCAUCGGCUCACCGCUGUUUAACCUCCUCAUCGGCGCUGGCGCCUCCUACACAAUCAAACUGGCUCGAUCUGGUGACCACAAUAUGUCGUUUACUCUGACCCACGCACUGCUCUUCUCCUUCCUAAUGGGCGUCUUGACAACUAACCUAAUCGUGGCGUUUUGUACUGGCUUCAAAAUGCGGCGAGCCUACGGCGUAACUCUCCUCGUCGCCUACACCGUCUUCAUGGUGCUUGCUAUCCUGGUGGAGGCCGACAUCAUCGAACCACCACCGCAGUGGCAUCUGCUUAAGGGCACUGAAUAA
Messenger RNA from Mesocestoides corti, 870 nucleotides. Lineage: Eukaryota; Metazoa; Platyhelminthes; Cestoda; Cyclophyllidea; Mesocestoididae. The record is from the annotation of a GenBank genome assembly.